AUGGCGUCCAGCGACAACACUGAGAAAUGCACGUCGAUCAUCCAAUUCCCCGACCCAGAAUUUUUCAAGGAGCUCGAGGCCCUCCACAUCGACCAUGCUGGUAUGCCACCGGGAAUAGACUUGCGAAUGCGGGAAUGGAUCCGCGGGUUAUUUGCAUCGCUCCCAAAGCAGCCUUACCUUCGCCCGCGAAUACCGGUUGAAAUCGAGGACAAACAGGUUGGUAGAUUCUCGGUGCGUCUGUACCGGCCGCCUCAGCCGCAAGCUGCAAUUCUCAUGUUCCAUGGUGGAGGCUGGAUCCAUGGAGACGUGACGAAUGACGAGGAAUUUGCCAUCUUCUUUGCCAGCGAACUGGAAGCGUUGGUUAUGGGCGUCAACUACAGCCUCGCACCCGAACACCCCUUCCCCAGUGCUCUCGAUGACUGCUACGAGGCCCUGAGUCAGAUAGGCACAUUUAACAGAGUGGCUUUGUGGGGUACCUCGGCAGGCGGGAAUCUGGCAGCGGCUCUUGCGCUACGUGUUAGUCAGGAGGAACACCCCUCACCUGUCAGGCAGUUGAACCUUGUGGUGCCCGUUACUAAGCCUCACCCUAUCCUCGAGGAAGUUAUCGGAUUGUAUACUAAGGAUGCCUCGAAUGUGACUUUGCCACCGCCCCCCGAACACCAUUGUCCAACGCACAUUACCGUCGCUGGCAUGGAUCCACUUUGUAAUCAAGGGAUCGAGUAUGCUGUACGUUUGCAGGAAGUCGGCGUGGAUGCACAGUUGGAAAUCGUGCCCGGCGUUCCUCACGAUUUUACCAUGGUGAGGAAUGCGAGGGCUACGAAGCAAUGGACCGAGCCAUCGUCGCCGUAUUUUCCACCUCUCGAAGACUGUCUGGGUGAGGUAGGUCCCGCCUUUGUGGAUAAAUUGGCUCAACUUCUGUGUACUGUCAAGAGGAGAGAUGUAGCUCGACGAAAAGGCAAAGAGCUAAGUGGAGGCCACGAUGUUAGAUUCAACUUCAGUUACGAAGGCCAUCAUUCCAGGAUAUUUGCCGAGAUCUGUCAAUACGCGUAA
Molecule: messenger RNA, 1050 nt
Organism: Rhinocladiella mackenziei CBS 650.93
Lineage: Eukaryota; Fungi; Ascomycota; Eurotiomycetes; Chaetothyriales; Herpotrichiellaceae
Exons: 5
Coding region: 1-1050 (349 amino acids)
Molecular function (GO): hydrolase activity
Source: RefSeq, a predicted model, not a curated record